GCGGAGUCAGUAUCGGUCAUAUGACUGCGCGCGUCUCAACAUGGCUCGACUCAUGCUGUUUAUGUGUUUGCUGUCCGGAGCGCUAGCCGGGCGGUAUUUUAACGAGAACCAACCAUGCUACAAACCCCUGCGUCGAGACCGGCUGGUGGUGAAGACUGCUCCGAGGCCGCACGAGUACCUGAACGUGGCACAGCUGCCCAAGGCUUGGGACUGGAGGAACAUCAACGGGACAAACUACGUCAGCACCACCCGCAACCAGCACAUCCCCCAGUACUGCGGAUCCUGCUGGGCCCACGGCAGCACCAGCGCCAUGGCGGACCGCAUUAACAUCCUGCGUAAGGGGGCGUGGCCUUCAGCCUACCUGUCGGUGCAGCACGUGAUUGACUGCGGUGAGGCGGGGUCUUGUCACGGCGGUGACCACUCUGGCGUGUGGGAGUACGCACACACACACGGCAUCCCCGACGAGACCUGCAACAACUACCAGGCCAAGGAUCAGAAAUGUAAGCCCUUUAACCAGUGCGGCACCUGCACCACCUUUGGCGUGUGUAACGUGGUGACGAACUUCACUCUGUGGAAGGUGGGAGACUUUGGUCCUGUCAACGGCUUGGAGAAGAUGAAGGCGGAGCUAUAUGCCCGCGGGCCAAUCAGCUGUGGUAUCAUGGCAACUGACAAGCUGGACGCCUACACGGGAGGUCUGUACUCAGAGUACGUGGAGCAGCCCUACAUCAACCACAUCGUGUCUGUGGCCGGCUGGGGAGUGGACGAGUCUGGAGUCGAGUAUUGGAUCGUACGCAACUCCUGGGGGGAGCCUUGGGGGGAGAAGGGCUGGCUGCGUAUAGUCACCAGUAAUUACAAGGGCGGCAGCGGCAGCCAGUACAACUUGGCCCUGGAGGAGGACUGCAUGUACGGAGACCCCAUUGUGCCCAAGAACUACAUGUGAGACACACCUGCGUGGAACUACAUGUGAAACGCACACCUUUGUGACCACUGAUGAUUUUUUCCAGAGACUCUCAGGCAGGAGGCUUUAAACAGUACUGUUGUGUUUUUUAAAAAAAAAAAAAAAAAAUUGUGUUUUUGUCGUUACUCUGAGAGCGUAGCAGUUGUGGUCUUGACCACUGCACUAUCAGGAAAGGGAAAUCUUAAUCAUGUUCUUACUGACUAGCUGCUGAUCGCUGGCCUGGUUCUUUACCGUUAAAGGGAUGUGAGGAUGUUGUGCCAGUAUGUUGUGUGUGGCUGUGUUGCCUUAAUGCUGUGGCCAUGUUGGGCAUCAACCUGCCUUCUGCCAAAGAUGCCAGUAUGGCGGCUGCACUGUUCAUAUUCAUGUGCUCUAUCUGAAGCACUUGUGUUCAUGUGGUAUUAUCUGUCAACAUGUGUAAUAAAAGCCUCCUUCACAC
Alosa sapidissima (American shad) is the source of this 1394-nucleotide messenger RNA. RefSeq names its product cathepsin Z (gene ctsz). Gene Ontology annotation, molecular function: cysteine-type endopeptidase activity. Bases 41 to 940 code for a protein of 299 amino acids. Lineage: Eukaryota; Metazoa; Chordata; Actinopteri; Clupeiformes; Clupeidae. The record is from RefSeq and is a predicted model, not a curated record. Gene Ontology annotation, cellular component: lysosome. The transcript has 6 exons.